CCCCAAGGGAGGGCGCGAGGCGCGCGGGUCCGGGAGCGCGCGCGACGCCAGCGACCUCGCUCGGGCCCAAGUCACCGCCCGCGUCCCCGGCUGAGGCGGCCGGCGUCGAGGGCGUGGCGGCUCCUCGCGGCCCCGGGCGGAGGGGUUCUUUUUGCCCCAGGCCGCGCUCGUCGCGCCCGGGCCUCUCCCGUCGAGCGCACAGCGGUGUCUGGCAGAUAUCCUAGAACUUUCCCCACGGAAAAGAUGCUCCGAGACACCAUGAAAUCUUGGAAUGAUAGCCAGUCCGAUCUCUGUAGCAGUGAUCAGGAAGAGGAAGAGGAGAUGGUCUUCGGUGAAAAUGAAGAUGACUUGGAAGAGAUGAUGGAUCUAAGCGACCUGCCCACCUCACUUUUUGCUUGCAGUGUCCACGAAGCAGUGUUUGAGGUCCAAGAGCAGAAGGAGAGAUUUGAAGCUCUCUUCACCCUCUAUGAUGACCAGGUCACAUUCCAGUUGUUCAAGAGCUUCCGCAGAGUGAGGAUCAACUUCAGCAAGCCCGAGGCUGCAGCGAGAGCUCGGAUAGAGCUGCACGAGAGUGACUUCCAUGGUCAGAAGCUGAAGCUUUACUUCGCACAGGUGCAGGUGUCUGGGGAGGCUCGGGACAAGUCCUACUUACUGCCCCCACAGCCCACCAAGCAGUUCCUCAUCUCCCCUCCAGCCUCCCCGCCAGUAGGGUGGAAGCAGAGUGAAGAUGCGAUGCCUGUGAUCAACUAUGACUUACUCUGUGCUGUCUCCAAGCUGGGGCCAGGGGAGAAAUACGAACUGCAUGCAGGAACCGAGUCCACCCCUAGCGUGGUUGUGCAUGUCUGUGAAAGCGAAACUGAAGAGGAAGAAGACACAAAAAACCCAAAACAAAAAAUCACGCAGACUCGGCGCCCGGAAGCUCCCACAGCCGCACUGAGUGAACAGCUGGACUGUGCACUGUGAGCCCAGCCACUGCACCUGUGCUUCCUGCUGCUACCGCUGCACCUGCACUGGAGCACAGACACGAGAUGCCGCUGCAUCCAUCUGGCAGCAGGGUCAGCCUUGCCAGGCCAGAACAUGGGGUGAAGUAGCAGAUGUGGCCAGCUGUUUGAAAUUUUGAGCAAUGCUCUAAAUGGCACUUUAAGUGACAAGGUUAGCCCCCACUAUGUGGCACCUGACUCCUCCCAAAAACAUCAGUACCCCAGAAUACAUCGCUCAUUGGGUACCGAAGGCCAGAAUUAGAAUCACCCAGUGCACUACUGUUUUUACAGAUUUAAAAAUUAGUCUCAUAAUUUCAGUAAUUUGGGGUAGGUAUUCUUUGUACUGCUGUGGUUGUGUCUAACAAAUACAUUGAGCAAAGGCUGAAUGUUGCUCAGUAUACAUGACCUUUUUUUGGCACGAAAAGAAAUCUUAGAUCCAAAAUCAUUUGUAGAAGCCUUUUUUUCUUCAGUAUUUUUCCACUAGCCUUGGGGAUGAACUGCCAAAUGAGUGAGAUUAUCAGAUCCAAACGGCAUGCGCAGACAUAUUCUUGGCUCUCCUCAGUAUCACUCUUGCGGUUGGUGGAGGUGGUGCCCAGGACCAUGCUCCCAGUGCAGCCCUCCCAGGCCUGGACCCUGCAAGCAGGAUGUAUCACUGGGAAGCUUGGCUGGUGAUGAUACGGAGUUGCAGCCUGUGGAGGGUGGCUCUUCAGUUUCCCUCUUGACCAUCCUAGUGCUGGCUUGUCGCUGCCUGAGUUGUCCUAUGCUGUGUGUAGCUCUGUGAUGUUAGUCCAGUCUUAAAUUUCAGAAAAUAACGAUAAGACUUUAUGAAGACCACUUUGAAUUGGGAGGUGUUUCAUUUUUUUAUUUUCUUUGAAGACAGGGUUUCACUUUGUAGCUAGCUGGCUUAAAAUCCUUUGAGAUCCUCCUGCAUUAGACUUCCAAGUGCUAGAAAUUACAGGGAGUGAGCCACCAUGCACUUCAAAUUUUUCCAUUCAAGUAUUCAACUGUUCAGAAAGAAAAAAAAAAUCACCAGUACUUUUUCUUUGAGACAAGGUCUUACACUGUCUAGCCUGAGACCCAGUAUGUAGCCCAGGCUGGCCCAAGACCAUUUGUUCUCCUUCCUCAGCCACUUGAGUCGUGGGAUUGAAGGUAUAAGCCCCUGUGUGCAGUUCAUGCUUCCCUUUUUAGUGAAAGGUUCCAUCUUGCCUUGCAGUCGACUUUCAGAUGGAACUGCUUCUUGCUCUUGAGGCUGUGUUUGAGCCUCUGUACAUGAGUGCAGCAUCGCUAGUGUGCAGGGCUGCCGCCCCUCUCACAGAAGGCUCUCCUGCUCCGGGUGCGUCCACUGGUCCACUCACUGUGCCGUCACCACACAGCAGGUGUCCAGGGCUGGCUGGGGUAUGUGAAGGGACUGGCACAGAACCAAGAAACCAGCUCGGCAGCUACUGUAAAGGAAGAAAAAUGGAGACAUUGAAGCCAUGAUGGCUAUGUUCUUUGGGUGACAUGUUAGAGCUGAGUGUCUUUUGUGGUAGAAUUGAUUUCUGAAGAUUUAAACUGUAUUGCACACAAAUGUCUGACUUGUUGAAACAAGGUCUCAUAUAGUCCUGGUUUACAUCAAACUUGGUACAUCUCAAGGAUGGCCUUGAACUCCUGCCUCUAUCCCCUAAGUGCUAGGAUUGCAGGUAUGCCCUACAUCACCGACAACAACAACAGGAAGGGUUGUCCUUGCCCUCAGAUGCUGAACUCUGUGUGCUUGGUUGAAGAUUACCACUCCAUCCACACUGGUUUGUUGGACCCAGGUCAUUGUCUGUCGGGUCAGCUGAUAGGCUCUCCUUUGCACUUCUGAGCUCAGCAGUUUUCUUCUUUGGGUUGCAGGACAGACCCUACCUGCCAGCAAACAAGUAGAUCUUCAACAGUUGGGAAGUUUUUGUGUUCCGCAUUAUGCAAUACCAAUUCUCUCUAAUUCUCUAAGUGAUCAAAACUAAUUUUUAGUCUUAGCUUUCAUUUCUAGCUGCCAACUUAAAAACCUCUCUCUCUCUCUCUCUCUCUCUCUCUCUCUCUCUCUCUCUCUCUCUCUCUCUCUCUCUCUCUCCUCCCUCUCCCUUUCUCCCCCCCCCCCAGGUUUUCUUUAUUUUAGCUCUGACUGUCCUGGAACUUGCUCUAUAGACUAGGCUGGCCUCGUACUCACAGAGAUCUACCUGCCUCUGCCUCCUGAGUGCUGAGAGGUAAUUAAAAGUGUGCGCCCCCACACUUGGCCUACUCCUUCUUUGUUUAAGUCAAGAGGUGCAAACUGUUCAUCUCUUUAAAUCUUUUUGAGGGUAUUAAAUUGUGUGUAUGAAUGGGGCGUGUGCAAGGAGAAGGGAAGCCAUUUAAACUUUGCUGGAUAGCAAAUAUUAGUAUUUUCCUCUUUUCUGUCAUAUUGUUUCCAUAAGACAAGCUCAAGAAGAAGAAAAAAUAUUCAUCCACUAUUUAAUGAAAUGAACCAGAGUAUCCAAGUGUCUGUGUUUAAGCUAUUUUGAUGCUCGGUUCAUGUACCCAUUUUAUAAUAAAUGAGUUCUGUUCUUUUGUUUGUUUGUGAAAAGGUCUCAGGUAGCACAGGUAGCUGGUCUCAGAUUCCCUGUGUGGCCAAGGGUGAUCUUGAAUCCUGAUCCUACUGCACCUACCUCCAAAGCCCAGGAUUACAGAUGUUACAGAUGUACCACAGCUCACAGUCUAUCCCUUAUCUUCUUUCCAGUUCCCAUUGUAGAUUUAUGUGCAUUUUUCUUUCAAACUGAAUUAAUUCAAUUAUUUUCUUUUUUGUUUUUGUAGACAGGGUUUCUCUGUGUAACAGCCCUGGCUGUUCCGGAACUCACUUUGUAAAUCAGGCUGGCCUCAAACUCACCUCUGCAUCCUGCGUGCUGGGAUUAAAGGCGUGUGCCACCAUGCCCGGCUGAAUUGUUUCUUAGAAUUAACUUCCCUAGGGGAUUCUGCAUUCCCCCUGUGAGAGUGCCCUGCUGCUCUUCAGGAGCUCUUUCAUGCUUUCCCGGAGAAAUCUGCAGUUCAUUCUACAGAAAGAAGCUCUAACAGUAACCAUGGUUUCUUCAGAAAGCCACACCUCUUCGUGGGACUCAAACUGAGGGAUGCGAGGAAGAGAACGGGGGUUUUGUGUUAGGAAAAGCCCUGUAAAGGGUAAUGAAGGCGUGACACUGGCUGGCCAGCAGGACUGCAGGAGCUUGGCUCUUAGAGUCUAGAUUUUUCCAACACACCCACCUGUGGGAGCCAGAGGUCCAUGGAGAGAGGUGGAGAGGCAGGAGCUAGGAGCAGCUCCUCUCCUUGAGGAGCUGAAAGGUAGUUUUACUCAUCCCUCAAAUGUCAGGACGGCCGUGUGUUGGCAGGCACUUGUAAUCCAGCACUCGGGGGUAGCUGCUAGCAGAAGGGUCAGGGGUUCAAGGUUGUCCUCAACUAAAUAGUGAAUUUAAGGCCAGCCUGGGUUACAUGGGAUUAUCUCAAAAAAAGGAAGAGGAUUAUACAGAGAAGAUUUUAAGUUCUACAUAAAGGUUUACAUAGAUCAUUGUGGCCACUAAAUGGGCAAUUUGAGUUGAGGGGACACCAGGUACAGGUCAGGAGCAGUUUGCCCCAUAAAGGGACGACUGUGUACCAUUUUCAUGAAAUCUGUCUCUAAAAAUAUUUUAAAAGUGAGAGUUGAGAUUAGUAAGGUUUAAAGAUUUGUUUUUAUUUAUGUGUCUGUGUGUAUGUAUGCAUGUGUACAUAUGGGUGCCCACAAGGGCCAAAACAGGGCAUUAGAUCUCCUGGAGCUGGAGACAGUAGUAACAUACCCGAAGUGAGUACUAGGAACUGAACAUGGUCCUCAAGAGCAUCAUGCACUCUUGCCACUGAGCCAGCCCCAGCCCCAGGCCUGCCUUUGUAAAAUGUCAUGAUUAUUGCCAUGGUGGAAACGCCUUUAAUCUUAGCACUGCAGGUGGAGCACUGAAUUCAGAGCCAGCCUGGGCUACACAGUGAGUCCCUGUCUAAAAAAGCAAAUCAGACCAAAAAAAAAGUCAUGAUUAUCAAGUGAAAUGAUUUGACUAUCUUAAAAUCGAUGUGACUGACCUGACCCCAGACUUACAUGGGCGUGCACAGCGCUGCAGGGAUUGCAGCUGGCCUUCCCUGUUCUUCCACGUAUUUUCAUGCACUGGGCUCUUAAAGUGUGGAGGAUGUUUCUCCCUGUCACUUAGAGAAGAACGGGAGGCCCAGCAGAUAGGAGAGAGACUCCUUAUGGCGAAUGAGAAAUGGCCUUUAAACAUCGGUGGUGUAGGUAGCAACUUGGGAGCUUUUAAUCAGCUUGAUUGUGACUUGUGCUCUUACCGCCAUUGAGCUAUGGGUUAGAAUCUGCUUCCAGAAUGUUUCCUUGGUCACAGCAGUUAGGUUAGUACUUUAUGUGGGCUCCAUGGAGAGUCGCGUUCAUGCUGUUAAAAUGCAAAGAGUCCUAAGAGAGGAGCCGGGCACAGAGAAUGAGGCCGCAUGCAUGGAGCUGAAAGUUUGCUGGGGGAGGUCCCCCUCCCUCUGUGCUUAGAAAAUAGGGUUCUGCUCAAGACUAAAGAUGGACAUGGAUUUAUAUUUGUAUAUAAACUAUUUUUUUCAAGACAAGGAAAAUAAAAUUUAUUUCUUUAUGAAUCUAUACAUAGGAAAACAUAAUAACUUCAAUGUUGUCCAUUUCAGUUCUUAAGGAACAUUAUUUAAUCACAUAACUUUCAAAAUCCGGUCCAGUGCAGCAAACAGGUUUAAAUAAAAGCUCAAUUUUUGGUCACAGAGGUCUUAGCGCUGGUGUAUGCAAAUGUUCCACAAGGGUAUCCUGCGCACAGGCUCGAUCCUCAGCAAGCCCCGCAGAGCAACACCCUCCUCCUGCUGUGGGCAUUGCAUCUCCAGGACUGACUUUGAGGACGCGUACAUGAUGGUGUGUGAUUUCUUGCAGGCUCCCUUUUCCAGUUUGCUUGUAGUUUCUUUCCUUUCUUUCUCUUCUGUUGAAAGCUUUGAUUCCGCAGAUAACCUGGGGAAGCUGGGGGUGUUCCCACUUUGUUCACGUAAGGCCUCAGCACUGCCUGGACCAUCCAUGAGCUUUACACAUUUCUUCUCCGUCUUCGGCUGCAUCUCCAGAGGCGGACUCUUGCGAGGAGAGAGGCUAGCUGGCAGCAGGUGUGUCUUCUGGGGUGGUUACACCCAGUGGCAGCACCUCACGCCCCUCUUUGAGCACAGGCGCUUCAGUUUUCUCUUAGGUUCCUACUUCAGCUUUGAUUCAGCUAACUUAGCUCUCAGUUUUAUGUUUGCACUUUCUGAAAGCUGCAGGUGUCUUUCAUUCACAGUUUCCGCCUUCAUUCCCUGUGAGGAUAGCUCGCCUCUUGUGCUUUCAUUUUCUUUAACUUAUCAAGCUUUAGCUGAAGUAGGUGAUGUCUUCUAGAGAACAAGGGCUGGCUGAUGUGGACGGUUUAAGUUCCAUACUUUCAUAUAAGGUCUUAAAUUUCUCCAGAUUUUUAAUUUUACCUAAAAGGUGUUUUAUUUCACCAUUCUUCUGUUCCAACAUGGCAAACAACCCUUCCUGCUGCUUCAACUCAGUUUGAGAUCCCCACAUCCUCAGCAGUGUGGAGAUUUGUAACUUCAUUUGCUCAUCUGCUCUCUGGUGAAUGCAUUGUGCUUCUCCAGUGACUGAUAUUUGACUUUCAUCGAGUUGAGCUGGCGUUCCAUAGCCACCCUUCAAUCAUCCACCUCCGCAAACAGGAAGUUGUCUUUACUACUGGGAUCCAAGGCUUGCUGGAGCACAUGACCCAACUGCACCUGAAGAUCCUGAUUUUCUACGUGAGCUUUCUCUAAGGCGUUAUAAUACGACACCACUUCCUUCUCUCGCUCCUCUUUUUCUUCUUGAAUCCAGUCUACCCGGUGCAUUAAGGAAGCAUUGGAACAUUCUAGUUGUUCUUGUUUUUUUUUUUUUUUAAAUCUAUUUAUUAUGUAUACAGUAUUCUGUCUGCAUGUGUGCCUGCGGGUCAGAAGAGGGCACCAGAUCUCAUUACAGAUGGUUGUGAGCCACCAUGUGGUUGCUGGGAACUGAACUCAGGACCUUUGGAAGGGCAGGCAGUGCUCUUAACCACUGAGCCAUCUCUCCAGCCCCUAGUUGUUCUUGUUUGUACUGUGGCUCGUUCACCUCUUUGGAGAGCAGUCUUCACACCUUCCAUUAGCCGGAGCUUUUCCAAUUUGUGGGCGAGAACUUCCUCCUGGUGGUCCAGCUUCUGCUUCAGCUGCAACCUCACUUCACUUCAUCUAAUUCCACUUUCAGUUUCUCUAACUUAUUUUUCAGGUCAUUCACUUCCUGCCUGUGGCUUCUGUUUAGCUGAAUUUCUAACUGCUCCAGCUGCGUUUUCUGUUGUUUCAAAGCUUCACAUUCACAGCUCAAACUUUCUGACAUCCGACUCUUGAGCUCAGCUUCUCUUUGAAGGGCAUACUUCUGGUUAUAACCCUCAGUACGGUCAUCAUUUCUUCAUGACAUUUAUCCAGUUGAUUCUGCAGUUCAGUUUGCCUCUCCAGGAGCUGUAAGCCGUACUGUGCAGCUUUCAAUCACUCCUUUUCACACUCUUUGAGUUUGCUUCGAAGAUCUGUGAUCUCUCUUUCUCUCUCUCCAUGCUUUCUGUUUUCAGCCUACUCCCUGUUCACGCUUCCUGGCUGCCGCAACCAGAGGCUUGUUCAGAAAGCACCGGGUGCCCAGAUUCGUGUCAGUACAUCCUCCUCAGCACACACACAAAAAAAGCCACCAUUUAUUCAACUCUAUGUAAACUACUUUACAGACUCGGGGAUUUAUUUUUAAAGGAAGGCUUUAGGUGUAAUUAUCAGAAGUGUGCAUGAUUCUUUGAAGCCUGGGGUUCAUGCCUGCCAGCUUGCCUCUUCUCUGGAGAGUCUUGGCCCUCACCUGUCACACAGGUGAGCGUGGUCACCUUUCUCCCUCUGUUCCUUAACACAUCUGUGUUGAGGAAACAGCUGACUGGGUGUGGUGGCACAGGCCUGUGAUCUCAGCCUUCAGGAGACUGGGACGAGGAUUGAAAGGAUGAGAAUAUCUUGGGAUAUGUAAGCAAAACCCUGUCUCAAAGAAAAAGAGCUAUUUUCCUUUCUUUUUGUGGCAGUGUAGAAGAUUUGGAGUCCUGGGGAGAUGUUGCUUCUAAGCGAGAGGCCCACAUUCUACAGUUAAGUACAUUUGAAGAGUAAGGUAUUGGGACCCUGACCAACCACAUGACCAAUGACUGUUGACGUUUUACACUCCCCUUGGAGUAUGCUUCUCCAGAGCCAUCCUCGUCCUCAGCGUGCCACUGUUUCCUUCACUCUUGAGCAGAGCAAAAUGUGAUAGUUGAGAGUCCAGAUUACCAAAUGUUGUCAGGCAUGGUGACAUGCCUGUCAUCCCAGCACUUGGAAGGCGAAGGUAGGAGGAUUGUUGCAGAUUAAGGCCAGCCUGUGCUCUACAAGACCCUAUCUCCACAGAAGGGUUACUGGGUGUACACAGCGCAGCCUGUUGGGUCUCUGGCCGGGCUGGGAACUUGUCCUGUUCCCUGUAAAGUUUCUGUCAGAGCUGAGAAGUGACCUCAGGGAGGUAAAUGUGCGGAGACCUGCUGACUUGGUUUGUGCUUUCUCUUGGGAACCUGCAACUCUUGAAGAGGGUCCUGUGACCCUUGGAGCUCCCGCAUGGCCUUGACUGGGUGUGCAUUCUUACCACGAGGAGGAUUUAUUUUCUAUCUAUGCAGAUAAUUGGUGUUUUUCUGUAUUGUUUCCUGUUGGUCUCCAGUCUCCCUAAGUCAGGUUGAGAACUAAGGGGAGACAGCAGGUGUCGGUCCUGCGAUUGCACCAUAGCCACUGCUGUCCACCCCUGAGUGUUUAUUCCUGUCACUGUAGAGCAUUUGCGUCUUGGGAGUGUGGGGAAAGCCUUCACAGCCCUUGCGCUUUGUUCUUCAUACCCAAACCUGCAGCGGGAUUUAUUCCUGAAUCUGGACGUGUGUGUAAUCUCUCUGGGCCCAUGCACCGUAGUGGAUACUCGCUGCACUUGUGAUCUUCGUCCGUGUGUCCGUGUUUUAGUGUGCUUGAUGUGAUGGGCAAUAGUUCAUUAUCAGCUUCAACUGUCCUGUGUUCCGAGGCUCUCUAAACAUUUCUUGUCCUGUGAGGUGACAAGAGCAGAAUGUAAUUUAGAGGACACUUUA
Chionomys nivalis (European snow vole) is the source of this 9181-nucleotide messenger RNA. It is a transcript of the gene Rcan3, whose product is annotated as RCAN family member 3. Gene Ontology annotation, cellular component: cytoplasm; nucleus. Gene Ontology annotation, molecular function: nucleic acid binding; calcium-dependent protein serine/threonine phosphatase regulator activity. Gene Ontology annotation, biological process: calcium-mediated signaling. The transcript has 5 exons. The record is from RefSeq and is a predicted model, not a curated record. Bases 244 to 963 code for a protein of 239 amino acids. Lineage: Eukaryota; Metazoa; Chordata; Mammalia; Rodentia; Cricetidae.